AUGUCCGGCUCGCUGCGGGCCGGGUCCUCUGCUGCGUGCCGUCCCGCGGCCUGGACUCCGCGCGUCUGCGCCCCCGCGCCAUGCCGCCUCCUCGCAACUCCCUGCGCCAUCGUCGCGACCCCGUCCGUCUCUGCCUCCGCCAGUGGCCGGGACACGCCUGCCGGCUUCGCCUACACCACACCCCGCGCCAAGUCCGACCACUCCCGAGUCGCCCACGCCGGGUCCGGCCCUCCAUCCGCUGCACCGGCUCCCGGCGCCAACUGCUUCCCCGUUGCCGGGCUCCCUGCCACCGGCUCCCCCGCGCCUCCGCCGUCUUCGCGGCGGCCCCUGGCCGGCUCCACCCUCACCACGGCCGCCUCCCCCGUGUGCCUCGCACCGCCGCACCAGCCGGCCGCGGCCCCGGGCCGACUCCGUCGACCGCCGGCUCCGCCUCCGCCUCCGCCGAGUCGCGCGUGCCGGCUCCGUCUUCUCCAACCCGGCCGACCUCACCGCCCGCCGGCUUGCUGCUCCAACCAGCUGCCGGCUCCCCGCGCCGAGUCGCUGUGCCCGGUUCCCGCCCCGCGGCCGGCUUCUCCCGCGCCUAGCCGCCGGGUUACUGGCGCCCCCGCCUCCGGCAUCAUCCCGCUCCGGCCGGCUCGUCGCGCACCGGUUGCCGCCUCCCCGCAGCCGGCUCCGCCGGCCGACCUCCCGCACCCCGGCCGCGCCAGCGCCGGCUCGCCUCUCGCCCGUGCCACUCCACUCCGCGUGCCGUGCCAACUCCCCUGCCGCGCCCCUGGCCAGCCGGGUAGCGCACCUCCGCUGCCAGCUUCUGGGUCGAGCACCGUGGCCGGCUGCACCCCACGCGCCCCCGUCGGGCCCCGCUCCAGCCGCUUGCUGUAG
Molecule: messenger RNA, 879 nt
Organism: Aegilops tauschii subsp. strangulata
Lineage: Eukaryota; Viridiplantae; Streptophyta; Magnoliopsida; Poales; Poaceae
Source: RefSeq, a predicted model, not a curated record